AUGGACGCUCACCUGCGCCGCCACUCGAUCGGCUCGUCGACUGGCUCGCUGUCGGACGACCUCCUGUACUCGAACGCCCACUCGGCCCCGCUCGCGUCCUCGACCGCGUUCACCUACCAGGCCGGCCCGCCAGACACCUCGUACGCCUUCUCCGACCACGAAUCGCCCCUCAACGACCCGCACUCGCGCGCAUCCUCGUCCCGCCGCUCGUCCUUCGCCCACUCGUCGCCUCUCGCCGCCGUCCCGCCCUCCGUCGUCCCGCUCGGCACCCUCACCACCCCCGGCACGCCCAAGGCCGCCAACACUGCUACAGCAGCACCUGGUGUCGGCACCGGGCGAUCUCGCGCCCGCGCCUUCAGCUUCCUCGGCGCCCACGACGCGUACGGCGACCGCCACGAUGCGGCCGGCGCAACGCCGCACACGGGCGCGACGCCCUUUGUCGGCUCGGCGUACGACUCGGCGUUCGAGCUCGGCGACGACGAGGGCGACGCCGACAGCCGCGAGGGCGACGGCGACGGCGGCGACAGUGACGACGACGGGCUCGAGAUGCGCGAGGUUGGCGGGGCCGGUGCGGCGGCGGCGGCAAAGGCGAGGACGAGCGGGUACAGGACGAGGUUCCAGCCGCUCGUCAGCUACGAGCUCGCGUGGAUGGCUGUCAGCGCCGCCUCGGUCCUCGGCCUCACGGUCGCCGCCGUCGUCCUCGCCUUUGUCGGUUGAGCGCGAACGAGCGAGCGAGCGAGCUCGACGCGCUCUAUUCACGAGCCAGGUUCCGCUCUCGUCGUCGGCGGCAGGUCCCGCC
Messenger RNA from Rhodotorula graminis WP1, 799 nucleotides. RefSeq lists its product as uncharacterized. The transcript has 2 exons. The record is from RefSeq and is a predicted model, not a curated record. NCBI's taxonomy places the organism in Eukaryota, Fungi, Basidiomycota, Microbotryomycetes, Sporidiobolales, Sporidiobolaceae. Bases 1 to 717 code for a protein of 238 amino acids.